This is a messenger RNA of Xiphophorus couchianus (Monterrey platyfish), 4455 nucleotides long. It is a transcript of the gene esr2b, whose product is annotated as estrogen receptor 2b. Gene Ontology annotation, molecular function: steroid binding; sequence-specific DNA binding; zinc ion binding. Lineage: Eukaryota; Metazoa; Chordata; Actinopteri; Cyprinodontiformes; Poeciliidae. Bases 595 to 2601 code for a protein of 668 amino acids. Gene Ontology annotation, biological process: estrogen receptor signaling pathway; regulation of DNA-templated transcription; cellular response to estradiol stimulus. Gene Ontology annotation, cellular component: nucleus. The record is from RefSeq and is a predicted model, not a curated record. The transcript has 12 exons.
GAAGGGAGGUGGCCGAAAACAUACCGGCAGGCAUGAAGUUCUCAGAGGACAAAAAUCUUAGGAAGAGGCGCUGCGGUUGUCUGAAACUUUCGUUGUACUUCAGUCCCGUGUUUCCGUCUUUUUGGGCUCAUUGGUGCUGCAGCUUUGAAGGCGCAGAAAGACCGUCUGCAAGUCCAGAGGAAGCAGAGGCAGUUGGUUUGGUGUGAGCAGCGCAUCAACUGAGUGACAGAGUGAACAACGACAAAUUAAUCGUUAAAGACCUCUGAAGUGGCAGGCGGCCACGAGUUUUCACUGCAUUUAAUAAAGAGCCCGUCUUAAGAAAGCCGUGCCAGAGUUGUCACUUUGGAGCUACAGUGAAAACUCGCCCAGCCAGCGCCUGUAGGAAGCUCAUUAAGAAGACGGCAGCUGCAGUGAGUGACGGUACCGUGGUGUAACACAAGAGGGUGCCAUUUGACAAGCUCACCGUUCACAAGAAGUCAAGCACAGCAGCAACAACCUUGUACAACUGAAGUAAGGAUUUAUGUCCAGCAGAACAUGUAGAGCAACGAGCUGCAAAGUCAUACAGAUCAAUAAAGGCAUCAUCAUCCGCUCAGCAUGGCGUCUUCCCCUGGGUUAAGUGUUGACCCUUUACUCGUGCUUCAGCUCCACGACGAGGACUACAGCAAAGCUUCAGAGAGGCCGACCUCACCAGUACUUCUCCCUACUAUGUACAGUCCUCCAAUGGGCAUAGAGAGCCACACCGUUUGCAUACCCUCUCCAUACACAGACAGUAGUCAUGACUACCAUGGACAUCCUCCCUUAACUUUCUACAGUCCUUCGGUGCUGAGCUAUACCAGAGCACCUAUCACUGACAGCCCACCAUCCAUGUGUCCCCCUAUGAGUCCCCCUUCCUUUUGGCCCUCUCACAAUCACCACAGCAUACCUUCUUUGACUCUGCACUGCACCCAACCUCUUGUCUACAAUGAACCAAACCCACAAGGACCCUGGCUUGAGUCAAAAUCCCAUGGCAUGAACCCCAACAGCUCUGUCAUCAGCUGUGACAAGCUGCAGAGGAAGAAAUCAGAAGAAGCAGGAGAAGGAAUAAAGUCCUCUGCAUGUUCAUCUGCUGUAGGGAAAGCUGACAUGCACUUCUGCGCUGUCUGCCAUGACUAUGCCUCUGGGUACCACUACGGUGUGUGGUCAUGUGAAGGUUGCAAAGCUUUUUUCAAGAGAAGUAUUCAGGGACACAAUGACUACAUUUGCCCUGCCACAAAUCAAUGCACUAUUGACAAGAACCGACGUAAAAGCUGCCAGGCCUGCCGCUUACGGAAAUGCUACGAAGUAGGCAUGAUGAAGUGUGGUGUGAGGCGUGAACGCUGCAGCUAUCGAGGGACCCGACAUCGUCGUAGUGGACUCCACCUUCGAGAUGCAGCAGGCAGGAGUUUGGUAAGGGUCGGGAUGGCUCCGCAGGUUCAGCGCCUCCCCCCGAUGGAACUGUCCCUUCCCCCUCUGGCUCAGCCAAGCCAAGGUAACCAGCCAUUCAUGAGCCCAGCAGAGUUCAUCUCCCGAAUCAUGGAGGCAGAGCCCCCUGAGAUCUACCUCAUGGAGGACCUGAAGAAACCUUUCACUCAGGCUAGCAUGAUGAUGUCUCUUACCAACCUGGCGGACAAGGAGCUGGUACUCAUGAUCAGCUGGGCCAAAAAGAUUCCUGGCUUUGUGGAGUUAAGUCUAGCAGACCAAAUCCACCUGCUGAAGUGCUGCUGGCUGGAGAUCCUGAUGCUCGGUCUUAUGUGGAGGUCUGUGGAUCAUCCUGGGAAACUCAUCUUCUCUCCAGAUUUCAAACUCAGCAGGGAGGAGGGACAGUGUGUGGAGGGCAUCAUGGAGAUUUUCGACAUGCUUCUUGCAGCAACCUCUCGCUUUCGGGAGCUCAAGUUGCAGAGGGAGGAGUAUGUCUGCCUCAAGGCCAUGAUCCUGCUCAACUCUAAUCUAUGUACAAACUCCCCACAGACUACGGAGGAACUAGAGAGCAGGAACAAGCUGCUGCACCUUCUGGACUCAGUCAUUGAUGCUCUAGUUUGGGCCAUUUCCAAACUGGGAUUGUCCACGCAGCAGCAAACUCUUCGCCUUGGCCACCUCACCAUGCUGCUCUCCCACAUUCGUCAUGUCAGCAACAAAGGCAUGGACCACUUGUCGACCAUGAAGAAGAAGAACGUGGUUCUGGUGUACAACCUUCUCCUGGAAAUGCUGGAUGCCAACACAUCCAGCAGCAGCAGUCAAACUGCUGCGUCCUCGCCGACCUCUGAGACCUACUGUGACCACCCUCCCCCUCCAUUUUACCUGCAGGCUGAUGUAGAUCAGACCUUCACCACCAGUUCCAGUAAUGAUAAUUCUAUGGUGCCUCCAGGGGAACAAGUUGAAGACCAUAUGAUGGUUAGACACAUGCAGUCUCAAGGCCUCUUGUCCUCUCCUCUACCUAUAAUAGGAUUUCAAAUGAAAAGUGAGGACUACACCGUUCCUGAGCACUGGUCUAUGGAUGGAAGGGAUGCCAGUUCUUCAGUGGAACCACCUGGUUACAUAAUCGCUGAUCAAGUUGUCAUGGAAACCACCUCGGAAGAUGAUUAAAAGAUCAGAAAAAGAAAACUGACUUUAAAAAGAAGCAAACACAAAAAAAGCACCAGGUGCUGUUGUGAAAUUUUCUUUUUCUUUUUUUUUUAGAUCUUUCUGGUCAUUUUGAUUGUACCAGGCUUCGUCUGUGUAAGUAUUUUUUGUGAUUGUGCACUAUGUCAAGUGUUCAUGAGAAUGUCGUCUAACUUCUACCCAGCAGUUCAAUGUGCAGUAUUGGUAUCCUUUCUCUUCAUCUUGAUGUAAUAUUCAGAACAAGUCAUAUCCAAACAUCUCUUCUGAUAUCUAAAGGUGCAUGUAGACCACAAAACUAACAUUCAUGAUUUCCAUGAGGACUGUUACUCUGAGGACAGGGUACUGUUUUUGUCGCUCUGCAGUGAAAAUUUCCUCUUGCACUAAUGCUAUACUUUGCGUACUUUGGUGUCUCAUUGGUGCCUGUUCAUUCAGUGUUUUUCUACUUUUGUGCAAGUUGUCAGUGGAGCAGGACUAUGCUACGUGGCCUUUUACCAAAGUGACUGUUAAAGAUUUCUCUGUUUGCUUGCUUCACCUAAGGCUGAAUUUAUACAAUUAAAGUUUAUGUUUGAAGCCACAGCUUAAAAUGCAAUCCAAAAACAUUAACCACCAACUAUAAUCAUUCUAAGUGUGAACUUAGAAAGUAUGGACUUUGGCACUGCAGCAUUAAAAACUGAAAGCUGACAGCUUUUUCUGUUUUCUGAAUGAAUUGGCUAGUAAUUAUCUACCACAUGGAGGCACUCAGAGGUUCUUCAACAUGAGAAAAACUUAGCAAGAAAAGCUCUACCCUGUGCACCUAGUGCACAGUAUUGAUCUUAAUGAAGAACAAGUGUGUGAAUUUUACAUAUGAUUCCAAGACACAAGCUCUAGGGCAGGAGAAUGUUAUACAUAUAUUUCAAAGAUGUGAAAGGAUUCGAAAUUACACAAAAUCCCAUAUUUUGGGUUCCAACAAUGGUAGGAGUUCGCUCCGCAUUCAGCAGGCUGCUGGUUCGAUCCCCGCUUCACCUGCCUCUGUCGUUCUGUCUUUGGCCAAGACACUUCACCUGACUUAUCUGCUGGUGGAGGUCAGAGGCCAGGGUGCUUCCGGUGGACCUGGAAGCAGCCUGGCCUCUGUCAGACUGCCCAAGGGCAGCUUGCCAACAGUGUGUGAGUGUGUGCGUGAAUGACUAUAGUGUGAAGCACUUUGGGGUCCUCUACUCUUGAUAAGGCGCCAAAAAAGUACAAAGCCAUUUCCUGAUGCUGAGACCUGAGUAGUGCCAGUUUUUCUGUCUUAGCGGCACAUUAAGAAAAAAACGUGGAUCACACCACCACAAAGAAAAGGUAAUGUAUGCAAUCAACUAUGGCAGGCAUUAGUGGGUCAUGUAAAGCACAAAUCCAGCCUGCCAAAAAUUUUAUGUGGCCCUCUAUACUCUAGAGAUAAAAUUGUUGAAUAGAAUAUUCUUCUAGCUAUCAAAUCACAGCAGUUUUAUCUGUAUUCUUCCAAAUUACAUAAAUGUGAAAAAACUGUUUAAUAUUUAAUUUAUAAUACUUACAAGUACUUUCAAGAAGUACUCAAUGAAAGCAGAGACAUUCUUAAUAUUCAUUUAUUUUUUGUAGCUUGUUACUGGGUAGUUUUGACAAUCCUGGUACUGGAAGCCAUUUGCUGCCAUCUUCUGGUUGGAGUUCCGCCCAAUUAUGCAUAAUUUUGCUAAUUGGGAUGCAAAAUUCCUAAAUUCCUAUGUGUUGUAAAGACUUUUUAUUUAAAAUUUGUAUUUAAUCAUUGUCUCAUUUACAUCCAUAUAAAAUGUGAACAGAAGCUGACUACAAAACUAAGUAAAAUGUUUUGAAGUGUUGUAUCUUUAA